AUGUCGCCCACCAGGAUAAACAAGAAGGUCACCAUGACUGUCUUUUCGAACCCUCAGCAGCGAUGGUCUGCAAUUGUCUCGCGGAACCCCAACGCUGCGGGCGCUUUCGUCUACGCCGUCAAAACAACAGGGAUCUACUGCCGCCCCGACUGUAAAGCUCGAUUGGCACGGCGAGCAAAUAUCCUCUUCUUCGACAGCGGUCCACUUGCGAAAGAAGCAGGCUACCGGGCGUGUAAACGGUGCAAACCAGAAUUGCUUGCGGCCCAGCAGGAGGACCCUUUGUCCGGCAAGAUUCGGCGUGCCGUGUUUCUGGUGGAGGAGCAUGCUUCACGGGGUCAAAAGAUCAGUCUGGGGAAUCUCUCCCGCCAAGUCGGGCUCAGCAAAUGGCAUCUGCUCAGGGUCUUCCGUCGCAUCCAAGGCCUAUCUCCACAUGAGAUGUCGACGGCAAUUAUAAAUGCUAUUGAGAGCGAAAUUGAUGGAAGUCAAGCGCCCGAAUUGCUACAGGCAGGAAGCGACAAUGCUGCAAGGACGGACAGCAUCAGUUGUGACAAGUUAGAUCCACCUACAUGGUCCUCCUGGGACGUCCAAAAGCAUGAGGGUAUGAACUGGGACUGGGGAAGUCCAGAACAUGCAGAGGUAGAUGAUGUUCUGAGAGAUCUUUUCCCCGAGCUCUACGGCCAUGUCUUUUGCUGA
Molecule: messenger RNA, 693 nt
Organism: Cladophialophora yegresii CBS 114405
Lineage: Eukaryota; Fungi; Ascomycota; Eurotiomycetes; Chaetothyriales; Herpotrichiellaceae
Exons: 1
Coding region: 1-693 (230 amino acids)
Biological process (GO): DNA repair; regulation of DNA-templated transcription
Molecular function (GO): DNA-binding transcription factor activity; sequence-specific DNA binding; methyltransferase activity
Source: RefSeq, a predicted model, not a curated record